AUGCCCAGAAAGGCAGAGCGAUAUACAAACGACAUCCUGAGUCGUCCUGGUAUGGUCUUCGCUGUCGAUGUCAAAGAUCCAAAGGAGAGGGUCCAGGCAUACCUGGAUUCAUAUAAAAAUGAUCAGACAACAAGCUUCGAUGCAACCCUAAUGAAACACCAUCUAAACCUCGUCUCCGCCACAGCAACGCCCAAAGUAACCGCAACAUUCCGAAUGAAAGUAACCCAGGACUUCUGCAGUACAAUGGGCAACAUGCACGGCGGCGCCAUUGCCCUAGUCCUGGACAUGUGCACGACAACAUGCAUGGCCCCGGUUUCGACACCGGACUUUUGGCUGUUCGGGGGUGUUUCCCGCACGCUGAAUACGACUUUCCUCCGUGCGAUAAGGGCGGGGGCUGAGAUUGAGAUUUUUUGUGAGGUUUUGCAUGUUGGUGCGAGACUGGCUGCGAUUCGAGGCGAGCUCCGGGAUUGCAAGGAUGGGAAGCUGUUUGUUGUUGGGGAGCAUAACAAGGCGAGUAUAUCUUUUGAGAAGAAACUGUGA
Molecule: messenger RNA, 540 nt
Organism: Aspergillus puulaauensis
Lineage: Eukaryota; Fungi; Ascomycota; Eurotiomycetes; Eurotiales; Aspergillaceae
Product: PaaI family thioesterase
Exons: 3
Coding region: 1-540 (179 amino acids)
Molecular function (GO): fatty acyl-CoA hydrolase activity
Source: RefSeq, a predicted model, not a curated record